GCUUGAUGCCUCAGAUAUUCUGUAGCACCAGAGCUGGAGAGACACGGCUCCUCUGUGGACUCUGACAAACCUGCAGAACAAACCCUCUUGAGAAGGAACCCAGCUGCACAGCAAGACGAUGAGUGCCCACGAGCAUAACCACUCAGACUUCCUGAAUGGAACGCCGUGGUUUGUCUACGAGUGCACCAUCAAGCUGGAUGAGAGCUACAGACGCAUCGCCCUCUUCCUGCUCUACCUGUUCAUCUUCAUGGUGGGCCUACUGGAGAACCUGCUGGUGGUCUGGGUAAACUGGCGCCGGCGUCACUCGGCCAAUGGGGUGCUUUUCUGCAUCAUCAACGUAAGCCUUUCGGACCUGAUGGUGAUCGUAAUCCUGCCUUUCUUCAUGAUGGAGGUGACCAUGGACAGGGUUUGGCUGUGGGGACGCUUUCUCUGCAAGGUGACCAAUCUCAUCUAUGUGGUGAACUUCUACAGCAGCUCCUUUUUCCUGGCCUUCAUGACCUUGGAGCGCUAUCUGGCCCUGACCAGACCUUCGUGCCCAUCCAUCUUCCCAGUAAUAGGCAGGCGCCGCUGGCUGCUCUGUGGAGGCCUGUGGGCAUUCUCCCUGUUUCUGGCCCUAAUGGAGAACGUCCAUGUGGAUCUCCUGGAGUGGGAAGAACCGGGCUGCUACAUGAUGCCUGAUUACAGCUACACUGAGUGGUUUGUUUCUGUGUCCUUCCUCUGCAUGAUAUUCCAGUUUCUUAUCCCAGCCGCAGUCAUCAUCACCUGCAACGUGCUGAUCGCCCGAGCUGUUAAAACAGCCCCAGAUGUGGAAGGUCAGCGGGACGUGUGGCUGGUCCACAUUUACUCCUUGGUGUUUGUCACGUGCUGGCUCCCCUACCAUCUGAUUAUGCUGCUGAUGAUCAUAGACGACAUCAACCCCUUCAUCUUCAGCUGCAACACUGUGGAAGUCCUCUACUUCUCCUACAUCGUGGCUCAGGGCUUUUCCCUUUUACACUGCGUCGCCAACCCUCUGCUUUACAACUUCCUCAGCAAGACCUUUCGGAACAACCUGAUCAACGCGGUGAUAAGCUCCUUACCCAAAGAUGGAAAUUUGGAUCAGGUGGAAGUGGGACCUAAGCCCAACACUCCUAAUGGAGGGAACGGAGGCCAAGGGAAGCAGCGCAAGAUAAGUAAUGCGAGCACCAGUCAGUCUGAUGUGGGUUCUUAAGGAAGAAGCUUGGAACUGCAUGAUAAUUGAGACUUUUUCUGUUAUUUUAGUGAAAACUGGACAGAGCUGAAUCCAGCCUGAGCGCUUUAAAAGAGCAGAAGUUGUGAUCGGGCACAAUCUCCUCUCAUAAUCCAUUUCCUGCUUUCCUUUUUUUCCCCCCUGUCAGCAUGAAUGUGAUCAGUUUUAAACAGAGCACAGCAGGAAAUGUUUGUUUUUCUGCAGAGCUGCUCUACUCCCACAGGAUCUCUGGGAAUGACUGUAAUCUCCUAACAUCGCCUCACCAGGAAUGUCUGUAAACAGAUCUUCUUAAGCAUCAGGACAGCUUUGUGCUUCCAUCCCUACAACAACCAUGCAAAAAGGAAAGUAGUACGUUUUACUGCAGAUUAAAUACGGAGUUAGCCGCUGAAGCUUAUUUAUCUCUCUCCAGUGUAGUAAUGCUCUGUUUAUUUGGAAUAAAACACCUUCAGAA
Molecule: messenger RNA, 1676 nt
Organism: Nothobranchius furzeri (turquoise killifish)
Lineage: Eukaryota; Metazoa; Chordata; Actinopteri; Cyprinodontiformes; Nothobranchiidae
Gene: ackr5
Product: G protein-coupled receptor 182
Biological process (GO): G protein-coupled receptor signaling pathway
Cellular component (GO): membrane
Molecular function (GO): G protein-coupled receptor activity
Source: RefSeq, a predicted model, not a curated record